AUGCUGUCGCUACGCAUACGAGUAGAAACGGAAACUGUAGCAGGAGCCGCCGCCGCAACAGUAGGCCCAGUAAACCAUAUACUGCAUUCGAUGUUCAAUCAAAUCGAUGUAUAUUUCAACCAAAAGUUCGUGUCUCCUCCAAACAAUGCUUACGCUUACCGCGCUUACAUAGAGGCGUUAUUAAAUUAUGCUUCACCAGUAAAAACCUCCCACCUGGCUUCGUGGUACAACGAUACAGCGAGGAACAUGGACGCUCUACCGACACCAUACAAUCAUGGACUCGACAAGCGUGCCGCUUUUGUACAAUUAGGGCGAACUCUGGAUCUCGUAGAGGAUCUUCACUGCGACGUCUUCAACCAAGAUAAAUUUUUGAUCAGUGGUGUUGAAGUACGCAUGAGGCUUGUUCGUUCAAAAGAUUCCUUCUGUCUUAUGGAGGGAAAUACUAUGUCGGAUGCGCGUUUUAGAUGCUACACUACUCAUCAGAAGAGCUAG
This is a messenger RNA of Harpegnathos saltator (Jerdon's jumping ant), 492 nucleotides long. RefSeq lists its product as uncharacterized. The coding region runs from base 1 to 492 and encodes 163 amino acids. The transcript has a single exon. The record is from RefSeq and is a predicted model, not a curated record. Lineage: Eukaryota; Metazoa; Arthropoda; Insecta; Hymenoptera; Formicidae.